Solenopsis invicta (red fire ant) is the source of this 2629-nucleotide messenger RNA. RefSeq names its product cytochrome P450 4C1. Gene Ontology annotation, molecular function: iron ion binding; oxidoreductase activity, acting on paired donors, with incorporation or reduction of molecular oxygen; monooxygenase activity. NCBI's taxonomy places the organism in Eukaryota, Metazoa, Arthropoda, Insecta, Hymenoptera, Formicidae. The record is from RefSeq and is a predicted model, not a curated record. The coding region runs from base 1073 to 2623 and encodes 516 amino acids. The transcript is spliced from 13 exons.
UAUUAACUCUUUAAUAUACAUAGUCAAAGUACGCAAUGGUAACUAAUAAAUAGUCUCUUCGACCUAUUGGAGUGCGGAGAGAAGAGAUACGCGCGGGAGGUACCGCCGUGGCAAUUGACGUAAGUUUGAGGAUGUGCGAUCGAGGGGGCAAAGGGAACACUUUCUAAACUACCGCCGGUAUCCCGAAGUAGAGAGCGGGAGAUAUUGCCCGGUAUUUAUAGGCCAUUGAGAGUGUAGAGCAGACAUAAUAGCGAGAAUUUGGUGCGAACUUCUUCUAUGUCAAAUUCUCACAGGGGACCGGUGGCUACGAGCGGAAGCAGGAGAAAAUAAAUAGCUUGUUGACCGCGCGUGAAGGACGAAAUCUGCGUUUUCUCCCGCGCGUAACACCCCCCUCAAUGCUCAAUCCUCUUACUCUAAUCGUUUCCUCCUCACUCAAUUGAAUCAUUUUCAACAAACAGAUACCUAAGUAGGCUAGUACCACUAUGGGUAGACGACUGUGACGUCACUGGCGCCGUACCCCCACUUUCUUAUCACGGCGCACAGCAUCACAGUCGUCUCCCCAUAGUGAUACUACGAGGCGAUCUCUCCCCACUACAGAUAGUUACCCGGCGGCGUUAUUAUAGCGACGUUACUCAUCUGGUUGUCGGUUUUAUUUCUUACGCCUUAUAGCUGUUUUAAUAAAAAUUUAUUUUAAUAAAACAUUUUUCACUCUAAUCAAGUGCUGAUAAAAUAUCAGGAGUAUUGCAAAAAUACGGACUCUUCUAACGUAACGAACGUAACGGUGAAUAUAGUGCAGUUAUUCUGGUAUAAUAUUGUUACGUCCGGCGGUGGCACAAGACACUCACGCGCACUCACGCACAACAAAUAAUUGAGCAGACUCUUUAAAAGAAACUGAGACGUUUAUUAGAACACGUCUGUCACCGAAACGAGGCUCCAGACGUCAGCAACAUAACAACAACCGUUGUCAACGAGCAACCGUCAACUCAUUACUAUCGAUUACAUAAACUAUACGGUGACACAUUACAAAUAUCGCACGAUCGUAACAAUAUCAAUUGUUUGCAGAUUACGAGAAAUGGAUUUCAUCUCUUUGGCACUAUAUACUCUUUGUGCAUUAUUGUGCAUUGUGAUUUCUCGAGUUCUAUUCUCGAUGGUGUAUUACCAAUAUGAUAUACGACAAAAACUUAAAAACAUUCCCCAAGUCGAUAGAUUUCCUUUUGGUUCAAUAUUUGAGCAAAUGAAUCGGCCGGACAAUGAACGCACGCAAAUGAUGUUAAAGUAUGUAGAAAAGACGUGUAAGCAAGGAAUAUUCAUACAAUGGUUUGCAGGCAAAGCUUUUAUAAACGUGUAUAAACCAGAAUAUUUACAGCUUAUUUUACCUAGCACCGUAAAUAUCACAAAAGGGUCUCCUUAUGUUUUGCUGAAACCCUGGUUAGGCAACGGACUUUUAUUAUCUACAGGUAAACAAUGGUUCCACGAUAGAAAACUGAUCGGAUCAACAUUCCAUUUUAGUAUAUUAGACCAAUUUGCUGUGAUCGUGUCUGAGAAAGCAGAAAUUUUGAACAAGUGUCUAGAAAGAAAAAUAGAGCAAGAUCCAGGGAAAGCUAUUAAUAUUUUUCCUUUUAUCCUCAAUGCUGCUCUCGAUAUUAUCUGCGAAACGGCAAUGGGUGUGGAUAUACGUGCUCAAGAAGUCGAAACCAAGUAUUCAUUAACAAUACAUGAAGUAUCCGAGUUAAUAAUGAAACGAUUCCUUCGACCGUGGUUUUGGAUUGAUUGGUUAUACUAUUCAACGUCUGUAGGAAAGCAAUAUAAAUUAGCCCUUGAUACAAUGCACGGAUUUACGCAAGAGGUGAUAAGAAAGAGAAUGGUUGAACGGCAAUUACAAAACGGCAAUAAAACGGAACUUGAAAAUGAGGACAAUGAAUCUGACAUAGGUAAACGGAAGAAACAAGUGUUUCUAGAUUUACUAUUAGAUCUAAACGCGAAAGAUGACUCCCCUCUAACCGAAGAAGAGUUGAGGGCACAAGUUGACACAUUUAUGUUUGAGGGACACGACACAACUGCUGUUGCAGUAAAUUGGACACUUUUUCUGUUGGGAAAUAAUCUUGAGCAUCAAGAAAAAGUUCACGACGAACUCGAACAGGUUUUUGGAGAUUCAAAAACACCAGCCAGUGUAAAGGAACUAUCUCUAUUAAAGUAUCUCGACAGAGUCAUAAAGGAGACGCUCCGAAUAUUUCCUAGUGUACCUCUCAUCUCGAGGGAACUAGUAGAAGACGUAAAAUUGGAUGAUAAUAUUCUUCCAAAAGAUUACACGGUUGUACUUCCAAUAUUACUUAUACAUCGAAAUCCGGAGGUUUGGCCAGAUCCAUUAAAAUUCGAUCCGGAUCGCUUUCUUCCGGAAAACUCAAAGCAUAGAAAUCCAUAUGCCUACGUUCCGUUCAGCGCUGGUCCGAGAAACUGUGUGGGGCAGAAAUUCGCUCUACUCGAAGAGAAAACUUUAUUGACUGCUAUUCUUAGAAAGUGGAGGGUGAAAAGUGUGAAAACACUCGACACGAUCCAAUUCGGUGGCGCUGUAAUUUUGCGGCCCACCGAGGAAGUGCUCGUACAUUUUACACCGAAAAAAUGAACAGUU